This is a messenger RNA of Rotaria sp. Silwood2, 450 nucleotides long. The record is from the annotation of a GenBank genome assembly. NCBI's taxonomy places the organism in Eukaryota, Metazoa, Rotifera, Eurotatoria, Philodinida, Philodinidae.
AUGUUUUCCCUAUCGAUUUUAAUAAAAAAUAUUCCAGGUAUGUUGUUUUUCUUUGUAGCUAAAACAAUAAAUUCAAUAUUCAAUUCAGCUACAUCAGAACUUAAUCGUCUAUGUGCUGCUGAAGGAGCUUUAGUAUUUCACGAAUCUCAUGGAUUAGAAUUAGAAAAAGUUAGUUCACUUGGAUCUGACAAUACAAAUUUAAAUGUUGGAAAUAAUCAUAGUGUAUUUUCGUUAUUCAAUGAAUUAAUACCUCGUUUAAUCCGAGGUAAUUGUUAUUGCCACGUUCUUCAUAAUUCAGUUAAGCACGGAAAUAAUCACUUAUUAUUUGAUGUUGAAGCUGCUAUUUUAAAAAUUUAUUCACAUUUCUGUCGAUCAUCAUUACGUUCACAAGAAUUAGGAAAAUAUUUUGAAUUUGUUGAUCAAGAACAAAAUGUAAUGAAAUAUAUUUGA